Molecule: messenger RNA, 1783 nt
Organism: Eutrema salsugineum
Lineage: Eukaryota; Viridiplantae; Streptophyta; Magnoliopsida; Brassicales; Brassicaceae
Product: protein phosphatase 2C 3
Exons: 3
Coding region: 165-1448 (427 amino acids)
Biological process (GO): protein dephosphorylation
Cellular component (GO): nucleus; cytosol
Molecular function (GO): protein serine/threonine phosphatase activity; cation binding
Source: RefSeq, a predicted model, not a curated record
CAUAAUCAAAAACACUAUUCGACUUCUUCUUUUGUACAAAAAAAAAAUCAGAGAGAGAUUUUUUAUUUUUCUCUCGGGAAUUAAAUUUGACGGUCAAUAGAUUCGUCUGGAAAAGAAACCGCGAUCGAGUUUUUAUUUUUAUUUUGGGGGGAUCAGAUAUUCAGAUGGCGGAUAUUUGUUACGAGGACGAAGCGUCGGCUUGUGAAUCGAGGCCGUCGUGGUCGAGCCGGAGACGACGGAUCGGAGCUCAGCGAUGCAGGAUGUCUCCGGCGGAGAAGAAUCCGACGGCGGCAACGGUGGCGGAAGAUUUAGAGGGUAUUUAUAAGCGUAAUAAACAAGAGGAGUACGAUUGUAUGAACUGCGCAUCACCUUCUCGGAGUUGUUCAGAAGCGGACGAGAGUGUAUCACUCGAAGACGACUUUUGCAUCACCGGAAAUUCAUCGGUAAUUCCUUGUAAAAAAACGGCGAGAGAGACGGAUCUGAGACCUAGAUACGGCGUCGCAUCGGUGUGCGGUAGGAGGAGAGAUAUGGAGGAUGCGGUUGCGAUUCAUCCGUCGUUUGUACGGAAACAAACCGAGUUUUCUCGUGGAAGAUGGCACUAUUUCGGCGUUUACGACGGACACGGCUGCUCUCACGUUGCGGCGAGAUGUAAAGAGAGGCUUCACGUGUUAGUGCAAGAAGAAGCGCUCUCGGAUCACAAGGAAGAAUGGACGAAGAUGAUGGAGCGUAGCUUCACGCGCAUGGACAAGGAGGUUGUUCGUUGGGGCGAAACUGUGAUGAGCACUAAUUGCAGGUGCGAGCUUCAGAGUCCCGACUGCGACGCCGUCGGAUCUACCGCCGUUGUCUCUGUCAUUACGCCGGAGAAGAUAAUUGUAGCCAACUGCGGCGAUUCCAGAGCUGUUCUCUGCCGGAAUGGAAAACCAGUGCCUCUAUCCACAGAUCACAAGCCGGAUCGUCCAGACGAGUUGGAUCGAAUCCAGGAAGCGGGAGGACGAGUGAUAUAUUGGGACGGUCCGAGAGUGUUGGGCGUUUUAGCAAUGUCACGUGCCAUCGGAGACAAUUACUUGAAACCGUACGUGAGUUCAGAGCCGGAGGUGACGGUGACGGAUCGGACGGAGGAAGAUGAGUUUCUAAUUCUCGCGAGCGACGGCUUGUGGGACGUAGUGACGAACGAGGCGGCGUGUGCGAUGGUGCUCAUGUAUCUAAACAGAAAAGGUCGGGGAGGAAGGAGGCGAGAAACUCCGGAGAGUCAUGAAGAAGGGAAGGAGGAAGCGAAAGUGGUGGGGUCAAGGAAGAACGGGAAGAAAGGAGAGAUCACGGACAAAGCAUGUACGGAGGCGUCAGUGUUGCUGACGAAGCUGGCGUUGGCUAAGCACAGUAGCGAUAACGUAAGCGUCGUCGUCGUUGAUCUCAGAAGAAGAAGAAAGAGACACGUUGCUGGACACUAAUCUCAUCACUCCACCGUUUUUUUUUUUCUUUAAAUAUGAAUGAUUCUUUUGUUUUUUUUUUUUUCUUUCCUUGGGUUUAGUGUGUGAAUUUUCUCACUGCGAUGAAGGUCUCUCAGAUUUUUCUUCCAACCCGAAAGAGAAAAAGAAAAAAAAUAUCCCGGUUCAUCGAAAAUGGAUAAACCGGGUAUGGUUGGGUUUUUUUGUUUGGUGCGAACGAACCAUCUUUUGUUGCCUUUUUCGUUGUGUAUAAAGAAGACGAACAAAAGAGGAAGACGGGAUGUGUCACUAUCUAGGUGGAAUCAGUUCAGAAUUUGAUUAAUUAAUAAAAAGUAUGU